CUGAUGACAUCACACAGUUGGACCGCGGCGCGCUCAGACUCAGAGGAACUAGUUGUUGGAGCAGAGAGCGCAGCAGCAGCAGCGGCGGCAGCAAGCAGCGGCAGUUUAUUACAUCCAGAGCACCAGCUGGAGGAAAUAUUUACCUGUGCGCUGCCAGGAAGAACUCAGAGGGAUUUUCAUUCAUUUUUUUUUUAUCAGACUCCGUCAUAAAGGCGCAGUGAGCGACACUUGAAACAAGAAUCUCUGUCGGACCCCUAGUCUGUCCUGUAUCCAGACAAGUUUUUUUUCCGCCUUGAAUGAGUGAGAUUUAACACAAAAACUGAGUAAUAUCUUUCGGUUCUACAUAUAUUUCGGAGAGACAGCGCGCCUGGGUUCAUAAAGAGGACCGUAAUCAACCAUGGCGAGACAUGACGCCCGAAAUUGGCAUGACUGCACAAAAAUGACCGGACUGCUCUUCUCGGUCGCAUCGAUACUUUUAAUACAAGGAGCGUCAGGUCAGCGGGUGAAGGUGGAGCCAGAGGUGUUGUCAUAUCCUGGUCAGACAGUCAACCUGCGCUGUGCCUUCACUGAUGCCACUGGGAUUCAGCUCACAAUGGUCACAUGGAUCUAUGAGCCGAAGGACGGAGAAAGGCUCAACAUUGCCGUGUUUCACCCCAACUUUGAUCCCAACUACCCCGACUCACCUGUGAAGGGCAGGGUCAGCUUCACACCAAGUCCCCCCAACCUGGCCAGCCCUUCCAUCCAGAUAAGCGACGUUAGGAUGACUGAUGAGGGGAAGUACAUCUGCGAGUAUGCCACCUACCCCAGCGGCAACGAGCAGGGCAUCACCUACCUGGUCAUGCUUGCUAAGCCCCAGAACUCGGCCUCCAUCGUAACAGUGGAAGCAGGCACUAAGCCGGUCGUUGUGGCACGAUGUGAGUCUGUAGAUGGCCGCCCCGCUGCCGGGAUCUCCUGGGUGACCACAGCCAAUGGCAAUGGGACAACAGUGUCUAAGGCGGGAGCAGACAACACCGUGACAGUAAGCAGCGAGUACCGCAUGGUUCCCACACCAGCAGACAAUGGGAAAGACAUCAGCUGCGUGGUGACACACAGAACCCAGGCCAAACCAGAGAGCUUCCCAUUGAAACUGGCAGUUCAAUACGCCCCUAAGGUGACAAUAACAGGUUAUGACAACAAUUGGUAUGUGGGUCGUACAAAUGUGGCGCUCAUCUGCGAGGCUACCGGAAACCCCGUUCCAAUCUCCGUCCAGUGGAAGACUAUGACAGGAGAGAUGCCAGACACGGUCCAGAUUAAAGACAACCAGCUGAAGAUACUGAAGGUGGAUGACGCUGUCAACGUCACUUUUGUCUGUGAGGUCAAGAACCGCAUAGGGAUUGGCAGGGACCAGAUCACAGCCAUUGUCAGGGAGCCCUCAGUGAACCCAUCCAAUGCCGGCGUGGUGGCGGGGGCUGUGAUUGGCUCCCUGCUGGCCCUCCUUUUGGUCGCCGCUCUCAUCGCAGUGCUUGUCACCCGUAGCCGCAGACAACAGCAGGGUUACCGAGCCAAUGGCGGCAGUGACAUGAAGACACGCAUAUUUGGUGGCGGCAAGAAGGCCAGCAAGAAUGGAACAGGUGGAGGCGCAGGCAGCGGUGGCGUGGGAGGCGGUAACAACAACGGCCCCAUCUAUGUUUACAACGAGAGUUCCUCCCACCAGGGCCUCGGAGAGAAAAACAACCACCACCAGCCGCUCACCAUUGGGGGCCGGCCUGAAGUUGUCACCACUACACCCACUGCCCAAGACAUCCUGCUAAGCAAUGAGUUAGACGACGCGGAGAGGAGGAAGUUUGAUGAGCUUGAGGAGGACGAGCGGUAUGACCACUUCACCGGAGGCGCCCCCAUCCUUCAGCUUCGCCCACCUCAUGACCAGGACGAUAUUAUUGGAGAUUACCUGGAUGAUGACAUGGAGUCCCAGCGGGAUGGCUCUGUCAUCUCACGGACUGCUGUCUACGUAUAGAGCAGGAGGAGAGGAAAGGAGGAGGAGAAAAAGGAGGGGUGGAGGAUUCCUCUCGAGGAUUUUGUGGCUUCAGGGUCUCGUCCCUGUCUGAUAGAGAAGAGAAAAUGAUACCACUUUUAUUUUUGAAAAUUGAUUUUAAAUAUAGCCUAUUGUUAAUCACAGUUCAGCCCCAGAAUUGACUGAAUGAACAGGAGGGUGUGGUGGGAUAUUCUGAACGGAGCGUUGCUGUUAUCUGGUCCCUUAAAACUGAAAAUCAAACAGAGAAGAAACAACCUGUCUCCCACCGCUUCUGCUCAUGCUACUGCUAUCACUGGGACCCUGACAAGGACUCCUGACAGACAGACAGACUAAAAGAGAGAAACUAUGUAGUGUGGGAGGAGGAUAAUGGCAUCAUGAUACAAGCUUGGCUUUAGAGGAUGCAUCUCACUUGCAUAUUCACUCUUAUCUUCACCAAAACAGUAGAAGUGGAAGGGGUUGUCAAGCAGUUACACGUUGCCUGCUAUUCUCAGUCCUCCUGUGGGAAACCUUUGUUUUGGUAAUGCGUUGUACUGUGACAGCUGGGUAGGUAGUUAGUAGCUAGUGAUGGGUUGGGGGGAGAAACAUUUGAAGGUAAAGACAGUAAGCAUCAGGUGAUUUAGAGAAGAGAACUUUAUAUUUGCUCAUGUCUGCCGCACCAGGUACACUGGUGAGUUCUCUUUUCCACUCUCUGCCUUCCUCUCAAACUUAAAAAAUCUACUCUGCAAACUAUCACUGACAGCAGACACUGUUGAAUUUACAAAAAAUUAAAAAGAACAAUAGGUCCUUAUGUGCUACACAAAUACAAGAGCAGCUGAAUUUAACAAAGUAAGUUUGCAGAGCUUGAGUUUGAACCAAAUUCUUAACAAGGUAUUCAUGCAAACUUUUGUACUGUGCCUGGAGGUAAAAGACGGUAAACAAGAGACGAGGGAAUGAGGUGUAGCCGAUCUGACAGGGUCAAAGGAUGGAGAGAGGGAUGCAGGAGGACUAGAAGGGAGCACGUCUCUUCGUUUCUCUUCCUCCUCAUCCCCGUCUCUUCAGAGCGCUCCUGACAGGAGGAGCUUGAUUGGUAAUGAGCCGUGAAGUCGCUCGCUUAGCCGGGACCAACAGAUUGCCACCACUUAUCGUUUAUGACGUGGCGAUUCCUCCACCCCCCCCCCAUCUCUAUCUCUCUAUCAUCCCUUCGCCUCUCCCUCUCUCUUCAUCCUUCUCUCCCAGUGUUUAUGGGGAGUUUAUGAUUUAUCCAGGGCAGUGUCGGGGUCAGGGCCACGGAGAGCAGGGGAGUAUUUUACUGCUCCUGAUGUGUCAAACGCCCCACUUACUCUGUUCCUGCCCGGGCUUGCCCUGACAUGCCAGGACUGACUAAUCCACCUGGAGUGGUCAUGUUCACUCCGCUGCACGGACAGUGUCUUCACUUGAGCAUUACUGCCUCCGCCCAUAUUUUAAUAAAUGGCUGGAUGUAACAGAACCUCACCUCCAAAGUACGACCGCAUUAGGUUAGAUAGAUUUUCAAUGAGAUCAUGUAAUAUUUCUUUCCAUCUGCGGAUGUUGUGAAAUGUAGUGGAUUGAUCGGGAGACAUAAAGGUUGCGUCCACAGCAAAGCUAUGGGAGUCAUAUUGACUAACAGGCAACAAGCAGUGAAAUGGCCCUUUAUGAUGCAGCUUCAUGGCUGAUUGUCUCCUGACUGUUAAUUUAUCCUUCUAACGAGCCACCGGAGGCCUGCUCAGGCGAGCAUUACUUCAUGGCUACUGUACACUCUGCCUUUGAGGCUUAGUGUGUACAUUUGCAUGCGUCACUGUAUCUAUGUAGCCACUGGAUGACUGUGACGGACAAUCUUGGAGAGAAGCCCUACUGUAGCUCCUCUAAUCAUGCUUUUUCCUGGCCCUCUAAUCAACUCCCUUUUGACCCACUGGGAAUCUUUUGAGUGUGGUCUCGGUGACUGUACUGACCUCUCGUAAGACCCAGCUGAGAUCUUGGUUGCAGCUUGCUGCAGGUCAUGAGGUCAAAUACUGGGUGACCUAUUGCCAAGGGUAAGGAUGACUGCGCGUGCAUGCAUUUCUUAUCAUAGCUGUUUUAACCUUGAACUAUGGAUGUGAGAAACACUCACAUACAGAACUCCGUAUAUGGUAGAGGCAGUCCCUGUUUGCCAUUGUGAUGGCUGUUAACCUUGAGAGAGGCAGAGAGAGACAGAAGAGGCAGAUGACAAAAAAAGAACAUGUUCAGUGUUUGAGCACCAUCUGGCAUGUUGUGAGCCGGUGUGUUCAAUAGCAUUAUCGUCUAAUGGCCUUAGCUUAUACAUAAAUGCAACUCCUGUCAACCUGGGGUACAGUUAAUUUACAAAACACAGUUGAUUUGUCACAACCGCUCAAAAUAAAAAUGUAUAACUUAUUUUUGCACUUGUGUGUGUGUGUGUCACCGCUAUAAUGAGAAAAAUGAGUGUAAUUUGUGGUUUUUGGGGUCAAAAUAGUGACAAGGGACAAACUGUUCUGUACUGUAUGUACAUUUUGGUGUGAGGUAUCUGUGUACUAUAUAUGUAAGCAUUUUUAUUUUCUUGUGAAAAUGUGGAUAUUUAUGAAAAUGUAAAUAUCAGAUCGAUGGAGCCAGUGUUGCCAGUGUUGUGGAACUAAAAAGAGGAAGGCGUUCUGCGUUGGUUAAGCCUAAAGUUCAGAUGCCUCACAGGGCAUUCAGAAUGUAAUUUUUAAUCUAAUGAAUACCUCGGUGGUUUGGGUUUUUGUUCAAUAAGCAUUACCUGCAUUUCCACACAAUAAGCACACACUAUUUUUUUGCACAAUUGGCUUCUCUUCUCCUCGACAGGCACUCGGCACAAUAUAAAAUACAAAAUAACACACAAUACUCAUAAUUUAUCAGGUAGACCGUAACCACAAAAGUUUUUUUUGCGUCUGAGUCAGCUCUGUGUGUGUGUGUAAGUUGUGUGUCAGUGUGUAUUUUAGUGAUGCUUGGGGGCUUCGGGACAUUUCUCACUGCCAUAGAGGCUGUAACCUGAGUAGCCACCCUUUGUCACCAUGGAAAACUGGCAAACUGAACAUAUUAUUGUGCAUUUCGAAGACACACUUGCUCUCUCUCACACACACACAGAUACACAUGCAUUACAUAUAUAUAUAUAUAUACGCACAAUGCAGAGAAACAUUCGCCCACACACAAACACCCCUCAGUGACUCUCAUUAUGUUCACUCCCACAGCCAAACUGUGCAGAAGACACCUCAUACCUGACAACUCUGCCAUCUCCUGACAUAAGCCCACACAAAUGCACUCACAUAGCUGCACGCAAAAACACACACACACACACACACGCGUGCGAAAACACUACUUCUUUCUCCUCUUCUUGCUCAGUGGCUCUGUCAGGGCAUAUAUUGUGUCCUGUUAUCGUGGAAAGAGCCGCAGCAUGAUGUGUCCCCUGCUCCACUGCUUUCCAUCUCUCCAAAUAGUCUGACCUGUUCUCGAAUCAAUGACCAUGUAGAACAGCGACAACUACACAUCCAGGGACACACACCUUUCACCUAGUGUCAAAAGAACAGGCUUUUUAGGAAACUUUGUCCGUUCCGCUUUUGUUCUACACAGGAAAUAUAGCUUUCAUGAAAUGCCACCGCACUGACCUCCUCCCCCUCCCAGAUCCUUUCAAAUGCUUUUAGAGGAUCACAACUUCCUACUCAUCUUCAAAAUAUUGGAAUUUUUUUUGACUUCUCUCACUUCAGCCACCUCCGCCGCCAUACCCGCCUCCACAGACACACACAUGAUUGCCACCCACCAAAACACCCAAGUAAGGCUUGUCAGACAAAAGUCUUUUAGAGAAAUCUACGAUCCUGGCCCGGGUCUAGCACAAGGUUACAUCAAAAUACACAAUAUUUUUUUCUUCUUCCAGAAAGCCACAUACUGUUGCUAUUUCUUUGGCUCCAAACAUCUGAUGACUAAUCAAAGCCUUAACAUCUCCCAUCUCACUCACAUAAGAGAAAAAAAAAAAGAGAAAACCUUCCUUUGUACAUAAUAUAAAUAUAUAAAUAUGUAGCAGAGAAAAAGAAUUACUAAUUUAUGGUGUCACGUUUGUGUAUUUCUCAGUGACAGCAAGCAUGAAGGAUUUAUUUUCUCCUCUUACAAUUUCUCCUCUUUUCUGUUAUUUUGCAGUGCUUUAUAAUUUAUGUUUUCUGAGUGCUUUAUUCUUGACUGCUGCGCUGUGAUUGCUGCCAUAACUGGCAAAUGUGCUUCUUCUAUACAAAUGAACUGUGCACACAACAAAACAGUCUUACCCCCAAAAUGUGCUUUUUCUUGACUGCUCUGUGUAAAAGUUUUUUUUUUCUUUUUUGUAUUUUUUUAAUUUUAAACUUAUUUUGUUCUUUGAAAAGAAAAACUGAAUUAGAAUUGUUGUCACCAUUUGUCAUGUCUUUAUAUUUUUUCGUAUU
Molecule: messenger RNA, 6423 nt
Organism: Thunnus maccoyii (southern bluefin tuna)
Lineage: Eukaryota; Metazoa; Chordata; Actinopteri; Scombriformes; Scombridae
Product: nectin-2
Exons: 7
Coding region: 398-1993 (531 amino acids)
Source: RefSeq, a predicted model, not a curated record